Cooperia oncophora is the source of this 429-nucleotide messenger RNA. The record is from the annotation of a GenBank genome assembly. Lineage: Eukaryota; Metazoa; Nematoda; Chromadorea; Rhabditida; Trichostrongylidae.
AUGUUAAACCAGUCCAUCACUUGCAAAGACGGUCUCAUCCUACCGGCACUUUCGGUCUCAACUGGACAUGCAGCUCUAUACCUUUUUGGUCUACUUUACAGCUUUCUGGGUAUUUCCAUAGCGGCCGAUGUUUUCAUGUGUUCCAUUGAAAAGAUCACCAGUGCUACGAGAAAAGUCAAGAAAAGCCGCGACAAGGGGGUCUUAAUGGUUGGCAACGUGUCAGAAGAAGACGAUUAUGAAGAAGUGAAAGUCUGGAAUCCUACUGUAGCGAAUCUGACCCUAAUGGCACUUGGAAGCAGUGCGCCAGAGAUUCUUCUGUCUAUCAUUGAAAUCGUGGGACACGGUUUUCGUUCAGGCGAACUCGGCCCCGGAACAAUUGUUGGCCUGCAGCCAUUUCAACCUGUCUCUGAUUAUCGGCCAUCUGUGUGA